AUGCAGACUCAGAGGCGGGAGGCCACCCAGUCCUAUGUCCCCAGGAGGACCCUCGAAGUGGACUUCCCGCCUCCUCUCUACAGUGAUGACUACCUGUCUCUGGAGGGGCCCCGCUGGACACCAGCCAUCAAGCAGGCAGUGCGCUGGAAGUAUACACCCAUGGGCCGUGAUGCUGCCGGCCAGACAUGGUACACCGGCCUAACCAACUCGGACCCCCGUGAAGCCUGGUACACGCUCCCAAGGGCUCUGGACAGCCCCUACCGGGAGGCUUACGCCCACUGGCAUGGAUGCCAUAGCCACCGGAAGCACAGCAUGCCCUCAGCCCAAGCCCAGCGCCUCCGGGAGACUGCCUGGUAUGACCCCAUCAUGCCCGCUCAGUACAGUGCCCCCGGCACGCGGUGGGGGGCCAUGCUGUGGAAAGACAGACCCAUCUGGGGCAAGGAAUAUGUGGUCAACAGGCACCAAUACGGGGUGGAGCCACCGGGGCAGGUGUCAGAAUACGUGCCCUACCUGUCAGCAACGCAGCGUCCGCGCUACACAACCCAGAACUACCGGCAGUGGGACCUGGAACCCUAUUGCCCAUCCACUGGCCAGCGGUCCUCACCCAUCUACAUGCCCACUAUCUGA
Molecule: messenger RNA, 627 nt
Organism: Pipistrellus nathusii (Nathusius's pipistrelle)
Lineage: Eukaryota; Metazoa; Chordata; Mammalia; Chiroptera; Vespertilionidae
Source: the annotation of a GenBank genome assembly